Pipistrellus kuhlii (Kuhl's pipistrelle) is the source of this 648-nucleotide messenger RNA. RefSeq names its product membrane-spanning 4-domains subfamily A member 3. Gene Ontology annotation, cellular component: membrane. The record is from RefSeq and is a predicted model, not a curated record. NCBI's taxonomy places the organism in Eukaryota, Metazoa, Chordata, Mammalia, Chiroptera, Vespertilionidae. The transcript is spliced from 6 exons.
AUGGCCUUGGGCAAAUUACUUUACAACUUUGAUGCUCAGCUUCCUCACCUGAAGAUGGCAAAGAUCAUAACAAUAUCAUCUUUUCAUAUAGAUGUUGCCAUCCAAAUCCUGAAUAGAGUGAUAAUCCUGGCUCUGGGUAUUUUUCUGGGUUCUUUACAAAAUUUAUCCAAUCUCUUCAGGCACUUCUCUUUUUUUACCUUUUACACAGGCUACCCACUAUGGGGCGCUGUAUUUUUUAUUAUUUCAGGAUCUAUAUCUGUUGCAGCUAGCAGAAAACCCACGAGAAAGUUGAUGCAAAACAGUUUUGGGUUAAAUAUCGCCAGUGCUACAAUCGCACUAUUAGGGUUUACUUUUCUCUCAAUAAAUUUAGCAUUUAACAGCCUUUUGUUCAAGAAUUGUCAGUCUACACUGUCACCAGAUUUGUGCAUUUAUCUGGGAGCCUAAUCAAACGGCCUUGUGUCUCUAAUGCUGAUCCCUACCUUGUUGGAAUUAAGCAUAACCAUCUCUGUCUCAGCCAUGUGGUGCAAAGCAAACGGAUGUAGUUCAAGAGAGCAGAGUAAUAAUCAGUGGACGAAUUUUAUCAGUGAUGAUCAUGAUGAUAAUUGGAAGGAAAGGGAGACAGGUGAUGAUCCUAUUCCUGGAGAUUGA